AUCUCAAACUAAAGUAAAAUACCAAUCCAAGUUUGUGUGUCUAUAUAUAAAUUUACAACUGACUUGUGAUUCAGUACGAGACAAAGUCGAGUAAAGAAAUUUUCAAUGAUGAGCAUUAUUUUAGUUUUAGCAAUAAUAGCAGCCGCUUCAUCUCUGCCGAUUGAUAUAAUUCAAGAUAAAAAUGAUCAAGAAUAUUUGGUGAUUCCACUCGAAAGACAAAAAAGAGACUUGACAUGGGGUGCAAAUCAAAAUGGUUAUUCGUUAGGACAAAAAGGUACGCUUUGGAGUAACGGUCAUCACCAAGUCGAUGGUGAAUACGGUGCAUCAAAGGCUUGGAAUUCACACGGACUUAAACCUGACUCGUACAGAGGCGAAUUGGAUUACUCCCAUAAACCUUCGGGCUCCACAGCUUUUGUCGCUGCUAAUAGAACUCCAGGUUAUGGCACUGAUGGAGCUGCUGGAUUGAAAUACAGCAUAGCUCAAGGAAAAAAUUAUAAUGUAGAUCUAACAGGUCAAUACACACGGCAUUAUGGAGGACCUGGUGGUACAGGUAAACCCGAAGGGCAAGUGCUUUUGACAGGGGAAUAUAGGUUUCCAUAAUGAUAGAUUCUUAAUUUAAUGUUUUUAUAUGUUUAUUAAAUAAAAAAAAUAAUAUAUAAAAUGUAGUGUUUCAAUCACUUAAGUAUCUAACGGUAAAUAAUGAGAAAAAUCCUGAUUGUCACCUCCAUCCUUGGUAUUUUACAAUUUUUUUCUUGGAGAUUUGAAUUUUACAUUUUAUUUUAUUGAAAUAUAUUCUGUUAAUCAAAA
Molecule: messenger RNA, 807 nt
Organism: Diorhabda carinulata
Lineage: Eukaryota; Metazoa; Arthropoda; Insecta; Coleoptera; Chrysomelidae
Exons: 2
Coding region: 106-600 (164 amino acids)
Biological process (GO): defense response to bacterium
Cellular component (GO): extracellular region
Source: RefSeq, a predicted model, not a curated record